Molecule: messenger RNA, 504 nt
Organism: Sclerotinia sclerotiorum 1980 UF-70
Lineage: Eukaryota; Fungi; Ascomycota; Leotiomycetes; Helotiales; Sclerotiniaceae
Exons: 4
Coding region: 1-504 (167 amino acids)
Source: RefSeq, a predicted model, not a curated record
AUGCAAAUUAAUUUGUGUUGGUUAUCCCAACAACCAAGUGAUAUUGACAACCACCUCUGGAAUAUCGACCCUAUUCAACUGAGCCUAGUCCGAAUCAUCAUCCGUUGUGUACUCAUACGCUAUAUCCUCAUCCGACUCACAAUCGCUUUCAUAAUAAUAAAUGUAGUUCUCCGAACUAUCCUCAUCUUCAAGUUGUUCAAACCAUUGCGAGUUCAUCCGGACACUGUCUUGAAACUGCCCUUCUACACGGAAUGUGACCUCGAUGUUAGAGAGAUUUAUAAACUCGUCGUUAAGGAUCCUGAUAAUCUCCUCAAUUUCAUACUUGAUUCUUUCGUUGCCAGAAUAGUCUUCUCGUGUUGGGAAGGUGAGGUUGAAGAGCGUCGAGAGCAGCGAGGUAGAGUAUGGGCGCCGCUCAGAAAUAACUCGUCUUUGGAUAGUUCUGGAACAUCGCUAGAAAGGAUUUAUAUCCAGCGAACUAAAGAUGGACUUUUCCAAGAUGCUUGA